This is a messenger RNA of Verticillium dahliae VdLs.17, 1029 nucleotides long. RefSeq names its product ATP11 protein. NCBI's taxonomy places the organism in Eukaryota, Fungi, Ascomycota, Sordariomycetes, Glomerellales, Plectosphaerellaceae. The transcript has a single exon. Bases 1 to 1029 code for a protein of 342 amino acids. Gene Ontology annotation, cellular component: mitochondrion. Gene Ontology annotation, biological process: mitochondrial proton-transporting ATP synthase complex assembly. The record is from RefSeq and is a predicted model, not a curated record.
AUGGCGUCCUGCCGCACCCCCGCGCUGCGCAACCUCCUGACCUCGUCGACGCGCACCCUCCGCGCCGCCAACCAGCGCCGCUGGGCCCAGGUCCACGACGUGCGCUUCCUCGCCACGACGCAGCCGCGCCGCGCCCUCGCCGACAAGUACCACGAGAAGCUCAGCCAAAAGGCCCGUCUCGAGGGCCACCAGUCCGUCGACGACCUCCGCGCCGCCUACGCCGAGCGCAUCGACGAGCUCAGGAAGAAGGCGACGGUUGAGAUUCCGCUGCCCACGCCGCCGCCGAGCCCCUCCUCCCCGUCUGCGGCCUCCCCGUCUGCGUCCUCCCCGCCUCCCCAGUCAGCAGCAGCACCAGCAGCAGGAGCAGCGCCAGCACCACAAGCAGCGCCAGCAGCAGCAGCCAAGUCCUCCAAGUCGGCCUCGGGCGUCAAGCCUCUCAGCGACAUGCUCGACCUCGAAAAGGCCGCCGCGCUGCCCGCCAAGGAGCUCACAGCCAUCUGGCGCCUGCGCCACGCCCACACGCCCAACACGCUCUGCGCCGUCAUCCCGUCGCCGACCUACGCCGCCAUCGAGGCCCUCGCGCGCCGCGCCCCGCAGUUCGUCCUGCCCGUGCCGCGCCCCGGCCAGGGCGCCGAGAUGCACUUUUUGCAGUGGGUCUUCGACGCCGCCACCCGCACGGCGACCGUCCUGUUCACGCAGCUCGCCGAGUUCAAGGCCCGCGGCGAGUUCGCCCAGCCCCACACCACCGUCACGCACUAUACGGACCUGCGCGACGCCGAGGCCGGCCUCGUGCUCAUGCAGGGCCAGGUCGUUGACGGCCGCGGCGCCGACGUCGAGGACGCGCGCUGGCUGCUGUUGUGCUUGCAGCGCUUCUAUGGCGGCUGGGACCUCGACGGCAAGGGCGGCGAGCCUGAUCCGCAGCGGCUGGAGAGGGCUGUCGAGAGGCGGCGCCUGCUCGAGUGGUUUGCUGCGGCGGAUCCGAGGUUCAGCGUCGAGAAGCUGCUCGAGGAGGCCGAGAGGAUGGGUUGA